Xyrauchen texanus (razorback sucker) is the source of this 4076-nucleotide messenger RNA. Its product is annotated as protein Hook homolog 1-like. The record is from RefSeq and is a predicted model, not a curated record. Gene Ontology annotation, cellular component: cytoplasm; centrosome. Gene Ontology annotation, biological process: cytoplasmic microtubule organization; cytoskeleton-dependent intracellular transport. Gene Ontology annotation, molecular function: microtubule binding; dynein light intermediate chain binding. The transcript has 22 exons. Lineage: Eukaryota; Metazoa; Chordata; Actinopteri; Cypriniformes; Catostomidae. The coding region runs from base 122 to 2269 and encodes 715 amino acids.
UUGAACACUGCGCUGCUCAGCUUUGGGAAAUACACUCCCAGGUGAGGUGUAAUGCAGUGGCAAGGGGAAGCGCAUUGUUGACAGGUAGACGGAAAUAUUUGCCCGACCGCACAGGGGAGAGAUGGAUUUAAAUAAAACGGUGCUGUGCGAGAGCCUGAUUAUUUGGCUGCAGACCUUCAGCACCGCAGCCCCUUGUAAGACGUUGGAGGAUCUGACCUCAGGGGUCGCCAUGUCUCAGGCUCUGCAUCAAAUAGAUCCUUCAUGGUUCAGUGAGAGCUGGCUGGCACGUAUUAAAGAGGAUGUUGGAGAUAAUGUUAGACUCAAGAUGAACAACCUCAAAAAGAUCCUUCAGAUGAUUGUUGAUUAUUAUAAUGAGGUAUUGACCCAGCAGAUCUCAGAUUUCCCUCUGCCUGACCUGAUGCUGGUGGUAGAGCACUCUGACCAAGUAGAGCUGGGGCGCCUUCUUCAGCUCAUCCUGGGGUGUGCAGUCAACUGUGACCAGAAACAAGAGUAUAUCCAGAUAAUCAUGACCUUGGAGGAAUCUGUACAGCAUGUGGUGAUGACUGCCAUCCAGGAGCUUAUGAGCAAGGAGACCGUGUCUCAAUUAGGAACAGAACCUUUUGGAGACAGUAGCCAAAAGAUGAAGAAAGCCUUGGAGGAUCUAGCUGAGGUGAUGGCAGAGAAAGACGAGUUGGCACAACGCUGUCAGGAGCUCGACAUCCAGGUGACAAUGCUGCAGGAGGAAAGGAAUAGCCUCCUGGCAGAAAAUGACCUCCUGACUGAUCGAACCAGUCAGUUUGACACAUUUGAUGACCCCGGCACUCCAUCAGGGAGGAAGCACAGCCAGCUUCAGCUGCAGUUAGAGCAGAUUCUGGAAGAAAACUUCAGACUGGAGGCAGCUAAAGAUGAUUACCGCAUCCACUGUGAAGAGCUGGAGAACCAACUAGUGGAGAUUCAGCAUCGAAAUGAUGAACUGACCAGCCUGGCUGAGGAGUCACGAUCACUUAAAGAUGAAUUAGACAUAUUAAGGAGUUCCUCUGACCGGGCAGUGAAGCUAGAGGCCUCUGUUGAGACAUACAGGAAGAAGUUAGAAGAUCUGAGUGACCUCAGACGGCAAGUGAAAGUUCUGGAAGAGAAGAACAUGAGCUACAUGCAGAAUACAGUCAGUCUCGAAGAUGAGCUACGCAAGGCCAAUGCUGCAAGAGCUCAGCUAGAGACAUACAAGAGACAGGUGCAGGAGCUUCAUAGGAAAGUGUUUGAGGAGUCCCGCAGGGCGGAUAACCUGGCCUUUGAAAUGAAGAAGUUUCAGGAGAAACAUGAUGCUGCACUAAAAGAGAAAGAGAGGAUUAGUAUUGAGCGAGACACUCUCAGAGAGACCAAUGAGGAACUGCGAUGUGCACAGGCUCAACAGGACCAGCUAUUACAAGCAGGAAAAUAUCAAACAGGAAGUCCAAUCCAUGUUAACCUGGCAGCUGAGAUGUUGCCCAUUGAGCACAGGGAGAAGUUCAUCCGUCUGCAGCAUGAGAAUAAAAUGUUGCAGCUGCAGCAGGAGGAGUCAGAGAAUGAGCGCAUGACUGAGCUGCAGGUCCAGCUGGAGGAGGCACGGCGUGGACGCAGUGAACUGGACACUGAGAACAGGUUAAACAGAGAGAGAAUCAGUGAGCUCCAGCAGCAGGUGGAGGAUCUGCAAAAGGCCUUACAGACACAGGGAACCAAACCUGAAGAUUCUCAUCUGCAAAGGAAGCUGGAUGCUCAUAUGGUGCAACUGAAUGAGGCACAAGAUGAAAUUAUGAAGAAGAAAGAGCUGUUGGAAGACCUUCAGCCAGAUGCCACUCAAACCAGUGUGAAGCUGGAUGAGCUUAUGGCAGCACUGAAGAAAAAAGACGAGGACAUGAGGGCGAUGGAGGAUCGAUACAAGAUGUACCUGGAGAAAGCUCGAGAUGUGAUCCGAGCUCUGGAUCCCAAGCUAAACCCAGCCUCAGCUGAGAUUCAGUCCCUGAAAAGUCAGCUCUCUGACAAAGACAAGAGGAUAUUUUCUCUGGAGCGAGAGUGCGAGCAAGCCAAACUGAGAGAAUAUGAGGAGAAGUUAAUUGUGACAGCUUGGCAUAAUAAGAGUUUGAAUUUCCAGAAGAUAGCAAUCGAGUCACGGCUCGGUGGGCGGUGCAACUCUAUAGUGUCGCCUGGCCAGUCUUUUCUGGCUCAACAACGUCAGGUGACCAAUGCCAAGCGCACUAUGUCCAUCAAUGUACCUGCCUCUUCUUCCAAGUAACAUUGUCCUUAGUACCUCCCAAUGUCCUGCUCUUCUCCAUUCCCUCACGAGCACACUCAAUGACCUUAAGUGCACUUACAACAACACUUACACAAGGGGAUAAGCAUGCCUUUACGGGAACAUUAGCUUGUCCCUAUGUGCUCACUAUAUACAGUUACACCCCAUCACCAACACAAGCAUGUAUAAUAAUGAACUGCACAUACCAAGGAUGUAAAGAGAUAGUUCACCCAACAAUUAACAUUUUGUGUGGUCAUCAUCAUGUUGUUCCAAACCCGAAUGCCUUUCUUCUGCGGAACACAAAAUGUGAUGUUAGCUUCAGUCAGCAUUCAAUUUCAUCGUAAAAAGCAUGCAAUGAAAGUGAAUGGUGACUGAGGUUAUCAGUCCCUAACAUUCUACCUAACAUCUCUUUUUGUGUUCCACAAAAGAAGUCAUGAGUUUGGAACAAUAGGAGUAAAUGAUGACUGUAUUUUCAUUUUUCAGUGAACUAUCCCUUUAAAUUUACUUAAGCACUCAAUCAGCACACAUUAUGAUGUAGUUUUUUAGUUUUUUUGUUUUACAUUUGCAAUACUAAACAAGCACUCCUUAAUAUUACACUGACCUAAAACAGUCUAAAGUAGGGUCACUUUUGAACCAGCACUGAUACUAAAUCUGCCUGAAUGUAAGAGCUUUAAAGUGACAGGUCAAUCUUUUUUUUUUUUUCAAACUUUUCUCUGUUUCUGAAUGUGCUGAUAGAAAUGCAUCAGGUCUGAAUCAGCAGGCCCUACAACAGUAGCAUGUAUGCUUUUGCUUGAACUGACUUCCAACGAUACACAAUGCAGCCAUGGAAAAUGUUUGUAAUAUCCUGAGUACACAUAAUGCAUUGUAGGUGUGUACAGACUGCACAUUCUGACUAAAGACAUGAGGCCAUCUACCCUAAUUAAUCAAAAUCCAGCCAAGCAUGUUAAUACACCACAUGAAAGCUUAAUAUAAACAGCAGUUAAAAUGUAUUUGGUGCUGGACACCAGCUUUCUUUGUUUCUUCCUAUUACAAUGUCUUUUUCUCUGAAAGGACAGCAUGGAUUAAAAAAUACAUGUGUGUAACAAAAAAACAAAUGUAUAUGAUCAAACUGAUUGAUUAAUCUAAAUCCAGGUGCUUCUUUAAUCCAUUAUAAUGUUUUAUAUUCAAUUGACUGUGAUAGGACUCUUGCAUGCUCUUUUAACAAGUAAAAGGGCCAUUUUUUAUCUACUUAAUUGUUUCUUGUCUGUGUGAAGACCUCAGAUAUCAGGAUUUAAACACCAGCGCAUAAUCAUUGCAGGCCAGACAAGCUGUCUUUGAUAAAGCAAAAUGCUAUGACAGCUUUGAAUGUCUUGUAUGCCAUUCUCCUCUUUUGGCUUCACUCUUUAGGAAUACAUGUAUUUCUUGUGAAACAUAGCUGCAUUGUAAACCUGAAAUGGCUUUGCUGUAUAUUGUGAAAAUCUAUGCCUCUAGGUUGAUCAGACUGAAUUAUUUGCUAAUAGACUUGCUGUUUUAAGUGGUAAGGUUUAUCAUUACAAUUCUGUUGUGUCUUUUCUUAUGUUUUAUUUAGCUAGGCUUUUCCGUUGCCUGAUUUGGUUAACUCAUUUUUUGAAAUGCUAAUAGUUAUGUAUGACGUGUUUCAAAAAAGAACUCUUAAAUUGGUGUGCUCAAUUUUAUGAGCACUAUCAUUGUUUGUGAGAGAUAGUGAUUAAUAUGAAUGGAUUGAUAUGUAAUUACAAUAUUAUUGGGAGUUAAAUAGCACUUGCAGGCUUCAUUUUCAUGUGAUAAAUAAAUAAACAGUCUGAAAUUUGUU